Messenger RNA from Podarcis lilfordi (Lilford's wall lizard), 10824 nucleotides. NCBI's taxonomy places the organism in Eukaryota, Metazoa, Chordata, Lepidosauria, Squamata, Lacertidae. The record is from the annotation of a GenBank genome assembly.
AUGCUGGGAGAGAGCCCGGCUGUUUCCUCAGGAUCCGGCGGCGGCGGCGGCGGGGCCUUCUGUCACGUGACGCCCAGGCCGCCCCUGAGGAGAACCGCCUCUCAAGAUGGCGGCGGCGGCGGCGGCAUCGCCUCCACUCCCCUCAGCAGUUCCACUCCUUAUUCCCGCCCGGCCGGGAGGAAGCCGCCGCGGCGGGGAGUGACUUUCUCCGAGGAGGUGCUGGAGCACCCGGCCACGCCGGCGAGGAGGCUGCGGAGGAGGAGGAUGAGGGGAGCGGAGGACGACGACGACGACGACGAGCAGGAGGAGGAGGAAGGGGAACCGAGCGAGGAAGCGACCCUCGCCGCGCCCUACGGCCUCCGCUCGGCCGGGAGGCGCCACCCGCCGACGCCGUUCAGGAGGCCCGAGAGGGCGGAGGACCGGCAGGCCCCGCGAGAAGCCUCGGCCGCCUCCUCGGAAGGUGAGUGGGCAGCGGCGGGGGCGAGCCUAUCUGGCUCGCUUAGGUUUGGUCGAAUAAUAAUAAUAAUAAUAAUAAUAAUAAUUUAUUUAUACCCUGCCCAUCUGGCUGAGUUUCCCCGGCCACUCUGGGCGGCUCCCAAUCAAGUGUUAAAAACAAUGCAGCAUUAAAUAUUAAAAACUUCCCUAAACAGGGCUGCCUUCAGAUGCCUUUUAAAGAUAGGAUAGCUGCUUAUUUCCUUCACAUCUGAAAGGGAGGGCGUUCCACAGGUUGGGCGCCACUACCGAGAAGGCCCUCUGCCUGGUUCCCUGUAACCUCACUUCUCGCAAUGAGGGAACCGCCAGAAGGCCCUCGGCGCUGGAUCUCUGUUUCCGGGCUGAACGAUGGGGGUGGAGACGCUCCUUCAGAUAUACAGGACUGAAGCAACCCUUCUUCCCUCAGCCGACGUUGGUGGGACUACAGCACCCAUCAUCCGUGACCUGUUGGUUAGGGAUGAUGGGUUGUGUAGUCCAGGAACCUCUCCAGGGGCGGGGUGCUCAUGGUUGAAGAAGGCUGUUUUCAGGGUGGUGCAGGUGGUUUCCCUACACACAUGGGCAAAGCCAAGGGGGCACAACAUUGGGAAGAUUCACACGGGACUUUGCCCUUGCGCAGGGUGCCAUAUUACGAAAGGUUACCUGAAGUCUGCCUCUGCUGGAUUGGAAGUCCAGUGGUUGGUGGCAUCUCACGGAGGCCCUCUGAUGGAAUUUUUUUUUUCAGAGAAUUCCCAAUCAAAUUAUAUCUUUGGGCUGCAAACCCUAUAUAUGCUUAUUUAGGAGUAAGUCCCAUUGAACUUGGUUGGGCUUACUGUUGAGAAGGCACAGUCAAUUUCACAAGCUGCAACAAUUCUUAAGUUAGGUUUCUGUUUCCUUUUCCUCAUUUUCAUCUAUUUUGAAUGCACAGAAGGAAAGAAUUGCGUAAACAAUAAGUGACUAAGAAGAAUGGUAUGUGAGGGAUGUCAUGGUAUAUAAAUGGUUACUUUUUGCCUUUAGCUUAAACAGUCAUACCAUGGGUUACAGACGUUUCAAGUUGCGUUUUUUGGGGUUUUGGCAGUUGCGCAUGCGCAGAAGCGACAAAUUGCAACCCGCGCAGGCGCUCCGCUGCAGGUUGCGAACGUGCAUCCCGCAUGGAGCAUGUUCGCAACCCGAUCGUCCACUGUAUAUUGUUAGUUUCUAGGAAUGUCUACAUGUCUUCUCAAAGUAAGUCAUAGGCCCAGUUGCAUAUCAUUGUAAAACAGUACAGUGGUACCUCUGGAUGCAAACGGGAUCCGUUCUGGAGCCCCGUUUACAUCCAGAAGCGAACGCAACCCAUGCCCACGUGGGUUGCGAUUCACUGCUUUUGCGCAUGUGCAUGACGUCAUUUUGACCGUCUGCGCAUGCUUGAGUGGUGAAACCCGAAAGUAAUGGAGCGUGUUACUUCCUGGUCGCCGCAGCACGCAACCUGAAAAUACUUAUCCCGAAGCAACUUCAACCCGAGGUAUGACUGUAGUUAACUGUUAUCAGACAAUGUUGCUUAAUUGACAUAAUUAUUGAAACUAUUUUAAUCAGAUUCUGUCAAUUCUUCUAUGCCCCAAACAUGGGGACUUUACUUGUCACAUAAGCAUAUUUUUCUAGCAAAUAAUGUUUUAAUGAUUCUGUGAUCAUUUGGCAGGGGAAAAAAUUGGCUAACCAGUAGUAGAUAUUUGGAGCAUUUCUUGAUUACAUCUUCAAAAAUCUGCCUUGCUUACCUAUAUUUAAUGUUAUGUCUUAGUGACAGGUGUAUAAAACCUGUGAAGGCCAAACAUUCAGUCUCUAUUUCAGAGUCCUUAGGGGCUCAUGGGUUGCAUGUUUUACUUGUGCUCUUAAAUUGAUGCCUUUUCUCCGUAAUUGAGGGAUAUGAGUGGCUGCAGUAGCUAUUUGAUUAUUGAAUUCUUUGCAUUUCUACUUUGCUUCCUUUGGUAGGGAGUAAAAACAUCUUGGGAAUUGCAGAUGACUCUGAGCUUGUUCGACCAGCUCUUAGAAGAAGUCCAAGGACAGGUAAAAUGUCUACAGCAGUCUUGAGCAAAGUUCUGUUGCUCUAUAAUACUCGGAUGUAAUAUGUACAGUGCUUACAUGUACAUAUUCAUGGAAAUUCAGAAAUCUGACUGGAUUCAACUGAUUCUGACUCUGGCCCAGUUCAGAUUCAUGUUUUAUACAGCCUGUUCGUGUUUGCAUGCGUCUGGAAGCAAGUGUGGCUCCUUGUUGCAUCUGAACUGAGAAACUAUGGUUAGGAUAUGCUUCCAAGCAAGCCAGGAUUUGGAAGUCAUCUGUAAACAAAUUGCUUCAUAUUUUUGCAUGUCUGGAAAUUGUUGGCUCCUUAUUCAGAUGCAAUGGGAAGCUAUGGUCACCUGCAGCUUGUUGCCCCGUUUCCACAAAGAGUGGGAUAAUGUGGGGUCUAAGAGGCUGUGUGCAGGUAAACAAAGCUCAUGUAUAUCCUGGUUUAUUAUACCAGGAUUUGAUUGUCCAAACAUAUCCUCUGUAACAGAUACCCAGCUCCUAAUUUUUGUUCCUUUAUUUAUACCAAUAAAAUAAAGGAACAAAAUAUAACUUUGCAUUUCCAAGAAUUGUGGAAGCUAGAGCUGAAGUAAAUGUAUUUUCCCUUGUAGCAUUAUUUGAAAUCUCGCUUCACAAAUUGACCAGCUUUCUUUUUUUUACUUCUUAUUAUAUCGAUUACUAAUGAAUAAUUUCUUGUCUUAACAGGGCUUUCUUAUGACCAAGCCAGAGACUCUACAAGAAAUAAAUCAGGUUGGAUCACUUUGCUUUUGAAUUUCAGAAAGGCAGCCAUUAUAAUCUGGGACCUACGGCACACUAAAGCAUAUUGUGGCAUAUGCUUUUUGUGCGCCAGAACCCAAAUUAAUAGAUGCAUGAAGUGCUAUCCCUAUAGGGAGGUACAUUCAUGACUACACAUACACAUGGCUAUGAAGGAAUAAUCUAACUGGUGGGACCCAGAGGUUUGUGAAAUGCAGUAGUCUGUGGUGUUGCCUACACAGAACUCAAAUUUAUUUAUACCUCACCCUUUGUUAUAAAACAUUUCCAGGUAUAUUGCAAGAAGGUAGUAAACUAAAGAAAAUAGCAAUUAUUCAACAGAUUUCUAAUGCUACCAUUUUAUCAAAGAUUAAAAUUGCAGGCAAAUUAAAAGGUCAUUGCCUAGAUCCAUGAUGACAAUAAAUUAGGAACUAUAAGAGCUUCUCUUAAUUGAGGAGCUACCUGUUUCAUUUGAGAUGGUUACAGCACUAUUGAUAUUUUUAUCAGCAUGUUCAUGUUGGAGGAGGGGCUUCUUACAGGGGGGAUUUAAUUAUUUAUUAGUCAUUACUGUUGGAGUAGACUUACAGUGAUUCUGUCCCAAUGUGUUGUAGCCCAACACAUGUAGCAGGUCACACUUUGGAUCUAGUGUUAUCAAUUAAACUGGAAGGUGGUCUAAAUGGGAUAUUUAGCUAAACUCCCAUGUUAUAACGAGACGGCUACCUGUUGAGGCUUAAGAUUGUAUGUAGUGUGUGUUCUUUUCUGCAAGGGUAGUACAGUGGCACUUUGGUACUCGAACGGCUUGGCUCCUGAACAAAUCAGCUCCCGAAUGCCGCAAACCCAGAAGUAAAUGUUCUGGCUUGUGAACGUUUUUCAGAAGCCUAGAGUCCAACAUGGCUUCCACAGCUUCUGAUUGAGUGCAGGAAGCUCCAGCAGCCAAUCGGAAGCCGCACCUUGGUUUUUGAAGCAUUUCAGUAGUCAAACGUACUCCCAGAAUGGAUUACGUUCGAGAACCAAGGUACCACUGUAAACCUAUUCCUAUGGUCUUCUGGAAUCUAAUGGAUUUCUGCAUGUUCUUGGAGCUCCAGGUGGUUCUUUCAAUACUUUGGUCACUUUGUGAAACGUGGAAAUGACCAGAACAAUUGACAAUUAAACAGUUGUUCCUGAGCAUCCACUCCCGUGCUGUUGAGCUGGCUAGACUGCUAAUAUGGACCACCUAUAUUGAAGCAACUCUGCAAACUUCUAGGAAGUGUCUGAACUCAAUUCAGUGUGGUGCUCUUUAUGUGCGUAUUUCUUAAAAGUAAGUUCGUUCUUGAAAUAUGCAUUUAGUCCAAAGUAACUACUCAUCUUAAUGAAUUAGUUGAAGCACAUGGCUGACCAAACCUAAAUCUAAAGAUGGGGCUGUAAGUAAAUAUGGGAUUAAAUAGUUUUAUUGCUUUAGGCUCUGAUUCAACAUUUGUAUCUUUUCAGAACAUGAAGCAACUGAAGUGGAGAGUGAAAACAGACCUGAAAUCUGGCAUGAUAAUUUUCAGUCAGCUAGCAGAUUCAUAGAAGGUAGCAGUCGCCUGUUUUCCUAUUCCUGGCAGGGUGUCAGUUUGUUAUGUGGUGCAGGAUCUUUUUGUAUUUUAUCCACUGCGGUUUUCCAGAAAUUUAGGCAGCUCAUAAUAUAGAGCUAUAAUCUGUGAGGAAUUCAUUGCGGCACCCGUAGAUUGAAUUGUGCAUAUCCAAAAGCGGUUGUGUGCAUUGCCUGAAACUCUGGUUGGAUCAGAGCCCUUUCAUGCAGGUAGCAGUUUGACAUGCAAUAUAGUGAUAAAACAUAAGAUGACUCUUGAUGCCAAACACCGGUAUCAUCCACAUUCUGUUCUCACAGUGGCACCAACCAAACACCAACAAGAAACCUGCAGGCAGAACAGAGCACAAUAGCACUUCCCAGCUCAUAUCCCCCAGCAUUUGGAGGCAUGUUGCUUCUGAUCCUGGAAGUGGUAUACAGCCAUCAUGACCAGUUGCUAUUUAGUCUAGUUCUCCAUGAAUUUACCUAAUAUUUCUAAAGCUGUACAGGUUGGUAACCAUCACUACAAAUUCCACAGUUUAACUAUGUGCUGUGUGAAGUAAUUCCUUUUAGCUGUCUAGUAUCGUGAGAGAGAAAAGCUUAUCUCUAUUCAUUUUUUUCCACACCAUGCCUAGCUUUAUCAUAUCGUAUCAUAUUCCCCUCUUGCUUUUUUUUCUAAACUAAAAAUCCCUAAACAUUGUAAACUUUUCUCAAAAAGGAGUAGCUCCAUCCCCUUGAUCAUUUUGGUGGCCCUUUUCUGGAUUUCUCCCCCAAGCUCUACAAUUUUUUGAGGGGCAGUUACCAUAACUGUUCACAGUAUUCCAAGCACACCAAAUCAACAUUUUCACUGCUUGACCAUAAGGUCUCUUUCCUGGUUAGUCCCAGCAAGUGGAGACCAAAUUGGAGCUUGGGAUUUUUUGCCCCACUGUGCAUCACUUUACACGUGCUUACAUUGACGCUUUGCAUUGCCAUUUUAAUUCCCAUUUCCCCAAGUUUACUUCCUUUUGAAACUCCUUGCUAUCAUUUUUUUGUUCUUACCAUUCUGAACAAUUUGGUGAAAUCAGAAAACUUUGUAAGCUGCUAACCCUUAACCUACAGAGAUUCUUACCUCAUCUGUCUGCUUAACUUUCUGAUUGAACUAUCGUCUGGGGCUCCCUGUGCCCCUAGAGCUGGGCUUCCUUGCAAGCUUGUCUUACUCUUAUAUCCCUAGCUAGCUUUCUCCAUCUAGGGCUCCUUUUGCAGUCUUAGGAUUGUGUUGGUUCCUUGUAUCACUAAUGUGAUAUCGUAUUUUUUCCCUUGCAUCCUCUUUUUUAGAUGCACAUUAUUUUGUUCAGAAACCGCAAGGGCUUAAUCAGAAGACAAAGUUAAGAGCAAGAACGCAAGGUUUGUAUGGAACUUCAGUUUUUGUGUGUGGGUAUUUUGCCUGCUUUUAUUUUAAAACUUUCAUGUUUAUAGCUGUAGGUUAAAUGUGUGUUCAUUCCACGUUACAUGAUUAUAGAACACUGACAGGAUGAAUGGUAGAUCUAGUUCUGGGUUUGAAAGUAAAAGAGGAGAGAUUUAAGACAUUGGUUUGGCAGUGGUAUAUAAUGAAAUAAAUACAGACAGACAGACCUUGUUAGUCUGAAACAUUGGAUUGUAUCCAAUGAAGUUAUUCUGUUUAUGCAAGGAUUUCCACUUGCACAGUGGAACUUCCUUGUGCUCCCCUCUCCCAAAGUGCCCCCCCAUGUGGCUCUGGAAGGUGGAGGAAUCCCAUAGAACAGAUUUGAGGGCAAGAGAGUCGUGGAAAGUUCUGUUGCACAUGUGGAAAUCCUUGCCCAAACAGGAUGACUUUAUUGGACAUAGCCUGUGGUUGAAUAAGAGAAUUUCCCUGCGUUCUUCUAAACGGAUACAUUUUUGUUGAAAGUGUAUCUAAAUGCGAGGUCUGAAUUCAUAAGUAUAUAAUAUUCAUAUUGUCCUAGGUAGGUGUGAUAAGUGUGAAAUGUUCCAGUACUAUGUUUUGGCAGCAGUGCAUGGAAUUGGCAUUAAACCCAAUAUAUUUCUCUUGAAAUAUAUGUCCCACUUGAUACCUGUUGUUCCAAACCUAAUUCCUUCACCUAUUCCCCCUUGCAUAGAUACUUUCACUAAAAUAAGCAAGUGUAAUGAGGUUUAUGUAAGGAAGACUCUAAGCUCUGUUGAAGGCUUUGGGUAGGGAAACAGAAAUAUUAGGUCCUAUCGUGAGAUCUUUUUUCAAUUUUUUCUGUGGGGGAAAAAUGGAAAUAUAGGAGUAAACUGGGGAAGAAAAACCUUGAACUUUUAUUUUUGAAUAAUUAAUUAAAUGCUUUUUAAGGCAGGGUUUUAAGAUAAUGUGUUGACUACAGUUCACUUUCUCAAAAUGGGUCCCAGGAAUGGUUUCAGAUAGUGGUAGCCUUCAGCCAUCAUGGCAAGCUAUGUUUAAGUGUCACAAACGAGUUGUAUUUGUAGUGAGCCUCUGGCUCGGGUUCUUCUUUCUCUUCCCACAUAGCAAGGAGGAGGCAUUCAUUGAAUUAAAACCAGCGGGUGGUGCUGUGGGUUAAACCACAGAGCCUAGGGCUUGCCGAUCCCCGUGAUGGGGUGAGCUCCUGUUGCUUGGUCCCUGCUCCUGCCAAUCUAGCAGUUCAAAAGCACAAACUGCAAGUAGAUAAAUAGGUACCGCUCUGGCGGGAAGGUAAACGGCUGCUCUGGUUCGCCAGAAGCGGCUUAGUCAUGCUGGCCACAUGACCCGGAAGCUGUACGCCAGCUCCCUUGGCCAGUAAAGCGAGAUGAGCACCGCAACCCCAGAGUUGUCCGCGACUGGACUUAACAGUCAUGGGUCCCUUUACCUUUACUUUAACAAUGAGUCACGAAGCUGGCUUGCUUAAACUAGUCUUAGUUAGUGUUAACUAAACUUUCAGAUUUGGACAGCACAGGGAACUGAACUUAACAAAAAGUGGAAACAAAGUUCCUGAAACCCUCUCUACCUAAAUGCAUAGCUAGCCUUAGGCAUUCCUGACAAAAGAGCCAUGACAUGCUGUUAUGUCCAAACAUGGCUAUUGUAUUGGGUAAUUACUAAUACAGCUUGGCUAAAUACUUCUGAAGACUUGCAAACAGUUUGAAGAGGGAUAAUUGUUUGUAGUAUGUACCACCUUGCCACUGUUUCCUCAAAGUGAUGCAGGGUGUGUUUUUUUGUUUCAUCUUUUUGGAUAAUGUUGACUGGAAUGGAGUCUGUUUUCUUUACCCAAAUAAUAAUACUUGCUUUUAUUUAUUGUAAUGCUUCCUGUUUUUCCAACUGGCAAAAAUAUAUACAUUUAGUACAGUAUUUUAAAGAUGGAACAGAGAAAGCUGUUGCAUUUGUAACAAUUUGAACAAAAUGUAGGUACUUAAAUUGUGCUAUACACUAUAAGGCAUUUAUACUCUGCUACAUUUAUUAUGUAAUAAGUUAUACAGAAUAUGUUUUAUAGCCUUAAAACAGCAAAGCAAAUGCAUGUUUGGGUUUUCCAGAAAUUAUAAAUAUUAUAGCUACUUGGAUUCAAAUAUGAAUUCCUGUUGUGCUGUUCUCCCGUUGCCUUAUGAAUAUGAUGAGAAUAUUCCUCUUUUUGUAGGAAGACAAUUUGGAUCAUGAAGUUUAUGGAAUUUAUUUAUUGAAUUUUAUUUGAAAAUAAUUGGAUUGGUUUGCACUUAAAUCUCUUAUCUUUGGUUUGUAUUCUAGCCCAUGUGCCAAAGAAACAACCACAUGCUGCUCCCAAAAGUAAGGUAUUUUCCUCUUUCAGACUAUGUGUUGUUGUUGUGGUGUCUGUUCAUACCACCGAUAAAAUCUAGGUUUUUUUACUGAAAUGUGUUUGACAACCUUGCACCUCUGUAAUUAUGUAUGCAGACUUGCUUGUCUAGAAUCUAGGCUUUUAAUCGGGUGGGGAACCAUUUUGCCUCAAUGGGCUAGAUCUUUCUCCACUCCACAGGCCAACUCUGAUGGGUAGGAAAUGAUUGACAUGUUGGGAUGUUCUGCCCAUGUGUCAAAAUUCUGUUGUUUAGCGCUUGGGUACUACAGCUCAAGGGGCUUUUCUAGUCUUAUGCUGGGCAUAAGGUUGGCAAAAUUGCUUUCUGCAGGGAUUGGUUGCGCAGUUUAGAUUUCUCAUAGGGAACUUGGUUGCACAAGCAGUCCAGCAUGCUUGAACACUCUUUCCAUCAAAGGAAGAGCAGUUACUUCAACUCUGCUUCCUGCAGAGUUGUUCGAGCAGGAAAACACGUACGAUAGACAUUUUCCUUUUGAAUGAGAAGGGAAUAGCCUUAAAAGAUGUUAAAACACACCUUCUUAUUCCUUGUGAUGUAAAAACUCUACCAGCUGAGCAUUAUUUCUGGUGAUCUAUUUCUGUUGUGAUGGAAUAGGGUAAAGUACACAUACAAAAGGCCCCAUGUUCAGUCCACAACAGUUCCAGAUAGGACUAGGAAAGAUCCCUGUCUGAGACACUGGAGAGAUUCUGGCAGGUGGGGAUAAACUACACAUUACAUUGAAUGUGAAUUUGUGCAGUUGCACCUUUUUUUUUUUUUUAAGAAAAAAAAACGCAGACAUGGGGUCUCACUACAGGUGGGGUCAAUUGUUAUUGGGCUGCACCUGUUAAGAGGAUAUGUUACCCUUUUCCCUCCCUAAGUCAUAUUUAGGAGGAAGUCUCCCCCCACCCCUGCAACUAUGAGGCAGGUCCCACUUGGCUAUGAACAGGAGGUUGUUUCCAUCUAGCAAUCUUAUCUGCAGAUGGUCACAAUCCACAAGUUGGUUGGGGAGAAUAUUUAUUUCACUCACUUUAGCAGACAAAUCUAUUGGUUGAGACUGGAGAAUUUUGACAUAAAGAUGUAUUUUUUCCAGCAGAAACAAGCUUGCAAUGAACAAUAACGGAGAAGCCAUAAAUACUGCCAAAUACUGACUUUAAGAAUGCCCGCUUGUGCCAUGUGUGAGAUUUUCAGUCCCAGUAUUUCAUUUAUGAACAUUUUUCAAAAAGCAAGCUUGAAUUUGAACUUGUUAAAGUUAACACUUUAGGGACAUUUGCUUUUUGCUGUUUUUCUGGGGAAGUCCAAUUCUUUUGAAUUGUCAAUAGUGUGCCUUCCAAUCUGCCUGAAAUGGUGAUGAAAUCAGCCAGAAUAAUAAAAGCAACUUCUAAAAUGAAACUCAGAUGUAUGUAUUUUUUCUCAUCCUUUGUUUUGUGUAUAUGUGUGCACUAGGUUCUAAACAGUCUAAUCGGGGACACGCAUUUGCAUGGAUUCUGCCACUUGUAGUAGUAGUAGUAGUAGUUUGCCUUGCUGGUUGUGGAUGGUAUGUGCUUCAGUAUUCAUCGUACCGUAGUUUGGAAAAUAACCUGCGAACUGAAGCCCUGAAAGCAUUUCAGGAACAAAUGAGAGAUCUCAUGAGCAGCUACCCAAGUCAAGACAAAAAGUUGUGGAAGGGAAUCCAAGUCAUCUUGGAGAAACGCCUCAACUCUACUCAACCGUUUUUGCAACCAGCUGUUUUAUUGUUCACUGCUGCAAAAGAAGCUGAAGAUGCCCUGAAAUGUUUAAGCAACCAGCUUGCUGAUGCUUUCUCAUCCUCGCAGCAUGCUUCUACAGUAAAAAUUGAUGGGGCCAGCAAAGCCACUCUAGACAGUGAUGAUGUCAAACUCCUUGUGGACGAAGAGUUGAGUUCUGGGUUCAAGGGAGGCAGGAAGGUGGCAGUCGUGCAUCGAUUUGAGUCGCUGCCUGCUGGUUCCACCCUGAUAUUUUACAAGUACUGUGACCAUGAGAAUGCAGCAUUUAAGGAUGUUGCCCUACUUUUAACUGUUCUUCUGGAUGAGGAAACUCUAAGAAAGGACCUUAGCCCACUGCAAGUUGAGGAGAAAGUGAGGGACUUCCUCUGGGCUAAAUUUACCAAUUCAGACAUGCCAGGUUCCUAUAAGCACAUGGACACAGACAAACUGAGUGGGCUGUGGAGCCGCAUAUCCCACCUGGUCUUACCUGUGUGGCCUGAAAAUGUCCUUCCUCAGGAAAACUGUUUGCAAGUGAAAUAA